This is a messenger RNA of Cydia strobilella, 2487 nucleotides long. It is a transcript of the gene Cap-d3, whose product is annotated as glycosyltransferase 25 family member. The coding region runs from base 48 to 1826 and encodes 592 amino acids. The record is from RefSeq and is a predicted model, not a curated record. Lineage: Eukaryota; Metazoa; Arthropoda; Insecta; Lepidoptera; Tortricidae. The transcript has 10 exons. Gene Ontology annotation, molecular function: procollagen galactosyltransferase activity.
AAAAAUCUUGUGACCCAAGACCCAAUGUUCUGCGCUACAGAGAGAUAAUGCGGCCUGUAAUCCAAUUUUUGUCAAUCCUUUUCAUAUUCCGCUUGUCUUAUACUAGCUGCAACGAUGUUUCUAGCGAAAAAUGGCCAACAGUGGGCAUAUCUGUGCUGGUUCGCAAUAAAGAGCACACAUUGCCCUAUUUCCUGAGUUGUCUGACGGAAUUGGACUAUCCAAAAGACAGGCUGUACAUUUGGGUAUACAGUGAUUUCAAUGAAGAUGGCAGCAUCAAUAUUCUGGAAAAAUGGGCAGCUAGACACAAGUCUGAAUACAAUGAUAUAAUAAUAGCAGCUAAUAAAACUAGUGGGCCUCGUCAUGAAGAUGAAAAGGAUGCUGUACAUUGGAGUCCGAAGCAUUUCAAGCAUGUUAUACGGCUAAGAGAAGAAGCAUUGAGUUAUGCUAGGAAAAAAUGGGCAGACUUUUUAUUUAUGCUGGAUGCUGAUGUGUUUCUGACAGAAAAGCAGACUCUCAAAAGUCUAGUCCGGAAAGAUGUACCAGUGGUGGCCCCCAUGCUCAUCUCUGACGGCCUCUACUCAAAUUUUUGGUGUGGAAUGAACGAGAAUUAUUAUUACGAAAGAACGGACGACUACAAGCCGAUCUUAACAAGAACCGAGAUUGGAUGUUUCAGUGUACCUAUGGUGCAUUCUGCGGUGCUCAUGUCGCUGCGGCGUGAGGUGUCUGACGUCCUCACUUAUGACAAUACGCAGAUAAAAGGCUAUGAAGGACCUGAAGACGAUAUCAUAGCGUUUGCUGUCAACGCGAAAUAUCAUGGGAUCAACCUAACCGUCUGUAACGACCUCCUGUACGGUUUCGUCCCGGUGCCCCUAGAGGAUGGUGACGACCUAACCCAAGACCAGGAACAGCUGCUCAACGUCAAACUAGAAGCUAUCAGCCGAGGCUCCCCUAUUGCUCUACUAGAUACCUUCGAGCCUUUGAUAAAAUACCCGAAACGUUGGAGGUUUGGAUGCGAUGAGAUAUACAUGAUCAACUUGGAGAGACGGACGGAGAGACGGGAGUUGAUGGAGAUGAGCUUUAAAGAGCUUGGGAUGGAGUUUACGACGGCUAAGGCGGUUGAUGGGAGAAAUCUGAACCUAAAUGACUUGAGAGAAUAUUCUGCCACCAUAAUGCCUAACUACAUGGAUCCGUAUCAUAAAAGACCAAUGAAGGCGGGCGAGGUCGGAUGUUUCCUAAGCCACUACUAUGUCUGGGAAAAGAUAGCGAAGCAACGCCACGGCAUCGCGCUAGUAUUGGAGGACGAUAUCCACUUCGCACCGUACUUCCGGUACCGCUUCCAACAGCUGCUGACGGAACUCAAACAUUUGGACUGGGACCUCGUAUACAUCGGACGGAAAAUCCUUCAAAGCGACGACGAAAAAUAUGCCACGGAGCACACCGUCCGCCCCCUCUACUCGUACUGGACGCUCGGCUACCUACUGAGCGCGCGAGGGGCUUCCAAACUACUGGCAGCCAAGCCGCUCGAGACCAUGCUGCCCGUCGACGAGUUCCUGCCCAUCAUGUUCGACCAGCACCCCAAUGACACAUGGAAAUCUUACUUCCCUAACCGCAACCUGUUGGCGUUCUCUUCCGCGCCUCUCCUGAUACACCCAACACACUACACCGGCGACGAGGGCUACAUCAGCGAUACCGAGGACUCCACCGUAUUAGGCGACCACGGUGACAACGGUGACCGCGGUGACCGUGGUGACCGCGGCGACCGCGGCGACCGUGGUGAUCGCGGUGACCGCGGGGCCCCGUCUGAGCACGUCAAGAACGAGCUAUGACCGCUGCCCUCUUUCAAAACUAAGAUUCCUAACCAUUCAGCUAAUGUAGCCGUGAAAAGGCGACAAAGGCGAACGCUAUGGAAGUAAGGUUAGAUUAUCGUAUUGAUGUGGCUAAGUGAUAUAUACAGAUAACCACUAGAUCCCGAUUUAUCGUUUUGUUUUGCAUUUUUACUUGACAGUUAAAUUUAAACUACAUGGCAUAUUCGUCGGCCCGCCGUUAGAAGGAUUUACAUCCUGUGCUUGACAUAGUACUAAGCCGCGAGCCGCAUUUUUUAACUUGUUAACGUUUGCGACCUGAGUGCGUAUAAAUUCAACAAAAAAAUCGUAAUAAAUUUAAUUCCUUGUAAAGGUAACAAAACACUCUGUCCAAUACUUUCCGCUUCACAACUACUUAUUGAAAUACUGAAGCAAAAUUAGGAUAAUAUAAUUUAUUUCUAUAAUGUUGCCAUUAUGAGUGUCAUAAAGUUACUCUUCUGGUCAAGUUGCACCAAAAUUAAAUUAGUAUUAGUACCUAAUGUCAACUAGGUACAAUUAUCUAUACUCUACCUCUUGAUAUGUUGUUCUGUUUUGUUAUCACUGUCCGAAUUUUAUUUUGUAGGUCAUAAUUGCAUUUAUUAGAGUUAUAUAAUAAUAUAAUAACUUACACAACAAACUUAAACAU